Molecule: messenger RNA, 414 nt
Organism: Racocetra persica
Lineage: Eukaryota; Fungi; Glomeromycota; Glomeromycetes; Diversisporales; Gigasporaceae
Source: the annotation of a GenBank genome assembly
AUGUUCCGGAACUUAAAUCCUACGAUCCUGAUUUUGCUUUUUGACUCAACUAUUUCUCUCUCAAAACACGUAUUUGAAAAAAGUUUAGAAAAAAUAUGUUCAAAUGAUGAUACCGAACGAUCAAUUUUCCUUUCGAAACUUAAGAAAUUUUUUGAGCUUCAAUUUGAAGAGAUGAAUAAGAUCAAAGCUAAUUCGAAGUUAGUGCGUAAUAGAAAUGAUUCUAAUUUUAGUAAAGCCACUAAUUUUAAAGAUAAGAUUUUACGUGGUCCAAUGUAUAGAGUGAGACAACAAUGUGAUUAUGUUAUUGACGCGUACUUCGAACAUUUAACUAAACUUGAAAAAAAACAACUUGAAUCGAAUGAAAGUGAAGAUGAAGAGAAAAAUACAAAGAAGAGGAAACGUGGAGGAAAAUAA